GGCGGAGCCCGGCCUGCGCGGAAAAGGGAGCCCUGGAGGGCGAGGCGGGCGUCCCUGUCACUCAGGGCUCUGCCCCGGCGGUUGGUUGGGCGAGGCCGGGCUUCCAGGAGAAGAGCGACCCGUUCCAGCCUGUGAUUGGCACGGCGGAGCCGAACGACGCUCGCUUGUUGGCCGGUGGAGACGUCCGUCUGUGGGGACGCCGAUGGGCGGGGGCGAGACGGCGAGAGAGCGAAAGACGCCGCCGGAGCUCAGGAGGGCGCGGCGAAGGCAGGGGCGGGACCACGCUGCCUCCCCCCCUCUCACUCCCGGUCAGUUACGGGGGCGGGGCUCAGAGGGGGCGGGGCGGCCGUGUCAAAAAGGCGGCUGAGGCGGCGGCUGAGGGUCGCGACUGCCCCGGAGCCCCGCGCGCCUCCCCGCCGGACCAUGGAGGCCUACGAGAGAGAUGAGCGGCGGCGCAAGGUGGAGGCCGGCCGGGCAAAGCUUGCUCAGUUCCGACAAAGAAGGACAAAAAGCGACGGUGCGGGUCCGAAGAAAAAGGCGUCGAAGAGGAAGAACGCGACUGUCCAUGCGGCUGUCGAGGAGAAGGAGGAGGAGUGUGCGGUAGCCAGCCCGGGGGCCGAGCUCCCUUUGGACCUGGAACAGAGGAUGGCCAGCGGGGCGGGCAGCGAGGCUGCAGAGGGGGACAGCGGGUCUUCCUUGGGCGUAGAUCCCAGUGUGCCUGAAGUCCCAAAGCCUCAGGGGGAGAUGAAGGUGCUGGAAGAGAAGCCCAAGGGCAAGCAGGACGACGCUGAUCUGCCGAGUCAGCAGGCGGCUGAGCUUCCGCCGUGGUUGGCCCGGUGCUCGGAGGCCUCCCAGCUGCAGCAGGAAUUAGCGAUGGCAGUCCAGGAAAGAGACAAAAUCAUUGUCCGGCUGAGCAGUAACCUUCAGCAGGCGAGGCAGAGUCACCAGCAUGUCCAGCAGGAGGCGCUGCUCCUGGCCACUCAGAUGCACCAUUUGCAACAUCAGUUACAAGAGAAUAGUGAGUUUCUGAAGAGCAAGAUGCCGGUCAAAGGAGGCCCGUUACAGCCCCAGCCCCUGGCACCAGUCUCUCCGCAGUACCCGCUGGAGCCAAGCGCUCCCCUGCAAGAUCCAUGCCACAGCACUCCCCUGCAGCUCCAGUACCACAGGGCCCAGGAUUUGGAAACACAGAUAGCAGCGAAUCAGCAGAAUAUCAAAGAUAAAAAGGAAAUUUCUGCCGAGAUGGAAGAACAUUUGAAAAGUGCCGUUGAGGAGCUGUCAUGGGUGGUCAGAGAGAAAGAAGGGCUGAGCAGCGGUGUGCGAGACCCUUUACAUCUUGUUGAUGAGGCCUCAGUUUCACCAGAGUGCGCUGUUUCAGUGAAAGAUGCAGAAGUCAGACUGUUAAACCAGGAAAAGCGAGAGUGGGUUGAGGAGUCCCAAGAACAUCCCCUAAAGGAGGUUUAUGAGCUACCUCAGGAUCUGAAGUGGGACCCUGGGCUGGGGGUCACAGAGGUGAAACAGGCUUGUGCAAACAUCGUGGAUGGGACAUACAGGAAAGCAGGUGGGCCUACAAGAGCGGGAGCCCCUGCACUUAGAGGCCCGAGAGACUGGGAGCCACAGAGCCUCAGUGGAGUUAAUGUCAAUUUAAACAAUGAACUCCAAGAGUUGGAUCUUCAUCAAUAUGGCUCGUGUGCAACACCAGAGAGCCAGAUGGCAGCUUUUCAGGAGGAAGGAGAUGACGCUGAGUGGAUGGAGGAAGCUAUGCUGGAGGACCUUAAAAGGAAGUUUUCACCUGCAGAGAAACACUUGGAGAAAGCUUGGGACUCUAAGGGUGAUGAGGAAAUGCAAAAACUCAGCUCCCCUGUGCAAGGAGUGAAUGGGGAGUUGCUCCAAGAAUCUGAAAAGAGCAGAAACCUCCAGCUGGAGGAUGUCGGGGAAAUCACUUCCCAUGAGCAGGAGAGAGCUUUGCAAGGUGCCUUUGGCGCCCAGAAAGCUGAACUGGAGAGGCUGCGUAGUAAGGUGGGCCUCCAGCCGGGAGAGCCGACCUGCCAUGAGUUGGAAUAUCAAAAUGUUCUCAAAAGGUUCAGUUUAGAAUCAGAAGAGGAAAACCGAAGUUUAAAAUUUGACAUGAGUGAGGAGGAUGAAACGAUUGAAGCUGGCCCCCUUGAUGGGGAAGCAUCAGUAGAGGGAGUGAUGUUAGAGGUCGCUGGUGACUUGAUGGAAAAGUACCUGGUCUGCAGCGAACAAGAUCAUUUGAGUGUUUCUGAGACACCCGAGUAUUUUGACAUAGAAACUGCUUUCCAGAGUAAAUCUGAGAGAGGGAGUCUGGGCUGCGUAACAGACGAGCUAAUUAUCAGCUUUGAUGAAAAAAUGGAUUCCAGUGACUUGUCAGAAGGAUUGUUUGCUGACCCGGUGACAGACAUGCAGUACGGCAGUGGCUUCUCUCGUGGAGACUUAUGGGCAUUAAUGGACAAAGAUAAGGUUUACUUGGGAGAGCGGUGUGGGAAGUUAAAUCAGCUACUUAUAGAAAAGGAGAUGGCCCUCAAGAAUUUCUCCCAGGAGAUUGAAAAGGCUGAGGAGACAUGGUGGGAGGGGGGCCACAGUCUCCCAAUCGAACCGAACCAGGAGGGGGAUAGCUCAUUUUCUUGUGCUGAGAUUGUCCCAAGGCUGGAGGAAGAAGCUGAAAAUCCAACGGGAGCUACAGCUGACAGCGUCCCAGAUUCACAAGGCCUGUCUUCAGCAUCUGCUCAGGGUCUUCUCUGGCCUGGGAUGGUCGAGAUCUGCCCUGAGGAAGUGGAGAGGGGAGCAGGAAAGAGGACUUCCGACUCGGUGCAUCUGGAGGCCCUGCACAGUCGGGAGGAGGACAGGCUGCAGGGCCAGCUGGAUGCCCACCAAGGCAGAAGCCAAAGGUCUGCUGGGUGCCUGGGUCAGAAAACCACCCUAGAGGAGGCUCUGCUGCAGGAGGUGGAGACCCUGAAGGCCGAGAUCGCUAUCAAGGAAAGUCUGUUUACCCAAAUUGUCAAAGAAAAAAAUAAUUUGGAAAAAAUGUUUUCUAAAGAUAGAGAAAAUCUUGAGGAAAACAUAUUCGAACUGACUGAGAAAAUUAAAUGCUUGGAAAAAGAACAGCGGCGUGAAAAAAUAGAAUUUGUGGCAUGGUCUAAAUUGGCUCCUUCAGAGGGUCAGAAACCUGAUGCUGAAAUAAAGGCAAAAGACUCAGAUAUCAUGCAAGCAGAGAAUAACCUCAUUCCUCCAAUGGUUUCCUUGAAAAAUGCUCUAGCAGACCCCCCGUGGCAGCUGCAGGGGGAAGCACAGAAGGCUUCUUGGGCUGUGGAGGACGUCUGGUCAGAGCUGAGCAGCCGCUACGAGAAGCAGAUGACUCAGUUGAAGCAUCAGCAGGAGGCCGAGAGGGCCCAGCUGAAGCGGGAGCACCAGAAAGAGGUGGAGGCUGUAAGUGAACAGAUGAAGGAAGAGCUGGGCAAGCGGCAGCACAAGUGGGACGAAGAGCGGAAAGAACAGAUUGGCAUGAUUAAGCAGAUUCACGAACGAGAACGUGAUCGGGAGAUUGCGGAGCUGGUCUCUAAGCAUCAAGAGGAGCUGAAGCAGCUCCGGGAGGGACUUCAGAGCAAGCACCAGCAAGCGAUGAAGGAGCUUCAGCAGCACCUGGAAGCCUUCCAUGAGACAGAGAUGCAGCAAGCCCAGCUCCAGGCACAGACCCUGCACAGCCUGGAGCUGGAGGCUCUGCGCCUGAGCCUGAGCAACAUGCACACGGCCCAGCUCGAGCUGACCCAGGCGAACCUGUGCAAGGAGAAGGAGACGGCCCUGGUGGAGCUCCGGGAGAUGCUCAACGACAAGCGAGCACAGGAGGUGGCCCUAGUCCAGAGCCGCCAGCAGUUCGAGCUGGAGCAUAUCAAGGAGCAGCACCGCAAGGAAAAGGAGGACAUGGCCUUGGAGCACCAGCAGGAGCUAGCCGCCUUGGAGAAGAAACUGGAACUAGAAGUGGAGGCUCACAGCCAGACGCUGGAGGCGCUCAAGGGAGACUGGGACUCAGAGAAGGGCUCAUGCUUAAGAAGGCUCGAGGAGGAGCUGGCCCAGAAGCACCAGGCAGAGAUGGAGAGCGUGCGCGAGGCCCUGAGGGCCCAGUUGGCCGAGCAGAAGGCGGAGCUGGAGAAGAUGGCCCAUGACAAGGCCCAGGCAGAAGCUGCUCUCAGCAGCCUCCAGGCCCAGCACCAGGCGGCCAUGCAGGACCUUCGCCAGGAGCUCCAGCUUCAGCGCGACCAGUAUUUAGAAGACAUGGAUCUGAAAGUCCGAGAGAAGCAGCAGGAGCUGGACACGCUCCAGGCCUCCUACGAAGAGCUGCAGGCGCAGUCCCGAGAGGAGAUCCAGCAGCUCUGGUCUCAGCUGGACUCCACGCGAGCAAAUCGGCAGGAGCUGAAUGAGCUCAGGGAGCAGCUUCUGGCCCGAGCGUCCCACGUGGAGCAGCUUGAGCACCUCAAGCAUGACUUCGAGCGGCGGCAGCAGCAGAGGCGCAGCGAGCACGAGCGCGAGCUGGAGCAGCUGCGCCUUUACUUCGAGCAGAAGCUGCGGGACGCUGAAGACAGCUACCGCGAAGACCUCCACCUGCUGCACCAACGGCUGCAGGAGGUCAGGGAGGACUCCUUCCUCGACUCUGCUGACGUCAGUUGGUCCGUCGAGUUUAUGGAAGACACAGCUGAGGUGGAAAGAAAAGCCCACUUGGAGCAGCUGAUGCUUCAGCUGGAGCAGCACAAGGAGGGCAUUGCCCAUUUGAGGCUCCAGCUCGAAGAGAAGCACAAGGAGGAACUGGAUGCGCUAAAGGCGUCUCUGGAGGUUCGUCACAAGCAGCAGUCCAUGGCGGAGAUGCAGAGGGAGAAGCGCCAGCACGACCUCGACCUUGAAGAGCUACGCACCCGCCUCACGGAAGAGCACAGGAAAGAGAUGAUCAAGGUGAGACUGCAGUGCGCGCAGGACACUGCCCGCCAGGUGGAAGCCGAGGUGGCGCAGAGGCUCUCGCUGGCCUUAGAAGACGAUCACAAGGCCAGAGUGGCCCAGCUGCAGUCCCAGGAGGGGCGGGUUUCGCAGCUCACCGAAGAAGUCGGCCUUGCUCAGAAAGAAAAUGAGGACCUGCAGGAGAAGCUGCAGCGGGAGGUUGCUCUGAAGGAGGAGGCGGAGAAAAAGAGCUGUGGUCUCGUUGAAGACCACCAGAAAGAGAUAAAGAAGCUGAGAGAGGAGAUUCAGCAGCUGAUCCAAAGGAACAAGGACAAAGAAGAUGAGUGGCAAGUCCAGCGUGGGGAUCUCAGCAGAAGAGCUGAAGAGAGACUGGCUGCACUGGCCCUCGAGCUGAACGGCAAGGCCGAGCGGGAGCAGCGGGCCCUGAGAGAGGCGGCGGAGCUCCGCGUGGUGGAGAUGGAGCGGCUCCGAGACCAGCAGGCAGCCGACAUCAUGAGGCUGGAGGAGUCCCUGAGGCAGCGGGAGGAGAGCCGGGCCCAAGAGGAGGCUGCCUGGCAAGAGCGGGCAGCUCAGGACCUAGAGGCGGCCAAGGCCCAGAUGGCCAAAGAGUUGGAGGCGGCCAUGCGGAGUCUUCGGGAGGACUGUGCCUUGGAGCUGCAGACAAGCCAAGCAAGAUUCUUGGAAGAGCAGAAAGAAAUGACUCAGAAAUUCACCGGGAAACAAGAGGCUCUCUUCAAGGAGCUGCAGGAGAAGCAUGCCGGUGAGCUCCAGCUGCAGAGGCAGCAGACCGAAUCCCUGACCACUGAGUUGCAGACCCAGCACCGGGAAGAGAUAGAUGCCCUCAGGGCUUCCCUACAGAGCCAACACCAGACACAGCUGGAUGCCCAUGUCGCUGAGCUUCAGACCCAGCACCGGGAAGAGAUAGAUGCCCUCAGGGCUUCCCUACAGAGCCAACACCAGACACAGCUGGAUGCCCAUGUUGCUGAGCUUCAGACCCAGCACCGGGGGGAGAUGGAUGCCCUCAAGGCUUCUCUACAGAGCCAACAUCAGACACAGCUGGAAGCCAGAGUGGCCGAUCUGCAGACCCAGCACCGGGGGGAGAUGGACGCCUUCAGGACUUCCCUACAGAGCCAACAUCGGGCACAGCUGGAAGCCAGAGUGGCUGAUCUGCAGACCCAGCACCGGGGGGAGAUGGAUGCCCUCAGGACUUCCCUACAGAGCCAACAUCGGGCACAGCUGGAAGCCAGAGUGGCCAAUCUGCAGACCCAGCACCGGGAGGACAUGGACGCCCUCAGGACUUCCUUACAGAGCCAAUACCGGGUACAGCUGGAAGCCAGAGUGGCCGACCUGCAGACCCAGCAUGUUGCAGAAAUGAGCCAUCUGGAAGCCAAGCACUUGUCAAAUCUGGACUCUUUGGAGUCUGGUUACCUGUCUGAGAUUCAAACCAUGCAGGAAGAGCACAGCCACGCUCUGGAAGGGCUCCGGGUGAGGCUCGAGGAGCAGCUGCAGGCGAAGGAAGCUGAGCACAAGGCGUGCCUGGCGCAGGAGACCGAGAAGCAUCAGCGAGAGCUGCAGCAGGCCCAGGAAAGCCUCAGAAUUGAGAUGACCACUAAUCAUAUUGAAAAACUGAAAUCGCUGGCCACAGAGCUGCAAGAUGCGCAUCAGGAGGACCUGCAGAUGGCCCUUCACAACCAGAGGUGUUUGCUGGAGGAAGAAAACCACAAGGCUCUGGACAGGUUGGGCGAAGAGGCCCUCCGCAUGGAGGAGCAGCACCGAGGGGCCCUUCAGGAACUCAAGGACAUCCACGUGGCUGAGCUCGAGAAGCAGAGAGACAAGGCUGGCCAGCAGCUCCAAGAAGAGCUGGCCAGACUUAGGGCCCAGCACCAGCAGGAGCGAGAGGAAGAUGCCCGAGCGGCAUCUGCGAUGCAGGAAGAUGCCAAAGCGGCCCGACAGCAGCAGGAGCUGCUCUUUCAGCAGGAGAUGGCGCUGCUCAAGGGGCAGGCCCAGGUCCUGGAGCAGCAGGUGGCCCAGCUGAAGGACACGCUGGAGACGGAGAAGCGGGCUGCCGAAGAACAGGCCGAGGAGUUGGUGGCCCUGGAGAGGGAGAAGGCUCAGGGCGUCUGCCAGAGGGAGAAGGAGGCGCUGACCUCACAGCUGCAGGAGCAGAGUAGCCUCAUCCUCCAGUUAAAAGAAAAAAUCUCAUCCUUAAAUAAUGAAGUAGCAGAGAGUCACAGAGAGCUGGAGAAGCUUCAGGCACUGCGUGAACGAGAGCAUGAAGAAGAGACGAACCUAUUAUCUCUGCUGCAGUCUGACAUGAGCCAUACCCAGCAGGAAAGGAAAACGCUGCAGGAAACAAACCAGCACCUCCUGAGUCUGUUUGGGGACACCCUGAAGGCCGCCAUUGCCAUAAAGAACCAGAUCAGUAAGAGGAUCGGGGUCUGUCUGGACGAAGAUUCCCUGGGCAGAGAAAGCACCGCCAUGGGGAGGCAGGAGCAGCCAACCCAGGACACGUGCCAGCUGCCCACGGACGCAGCUCUUCGAGGUCCCAUUCCUCCCCUGGAGUUCGAUCAGACCUUGCCUGAAUGUGACGAGACAUUGCUGGCUGAGACUGACAUAAGUUGCCACGUCCGAGAGAGCUUCUUUUUGAGUCCAGGAGUCACGAUGGAGUGUGAGCAGCCCAUCAGGAGGAUCUACCAGAGCCUUGGGGUGGCUGUGGACAACCUCCUGGAGAUGAUGCUGGAUUCCAAUAAACAACUGGAGGAGACGCGUGAACUUCAUGCUCGCUUUGAGAAAGAAUUUAACCGUAAAAAUGAGGAGACUGCCGGGGCGGUGAGACAGCAACAGGAACUCAUGGACCGUUUAAAUCAGGAGAGCGCGGCCAAGAAUCAGCUGGCCCUGGAGCUCCAUAAAGCUGAGGGUCUCGCUGAAGGGUAUAAAGCUGAGAAGGCUGCGCUGGAGGAAUCUCUGCUUCAGAAGGAAAAGUCUGAGCAUCAUCUGGCGGUGGAGUUGGAGAACCUGAAGGCCCAGUUCCAGGCGCUGAUCCAAGAACAAGCCAGGCUGAAGGAGGAGCAGAGCCUGUUGCUGAGGCAGAAGGAGAAGCUGGUUGUGGAGGCCGAGGAGAAGGCCGCUGGUUUACUUCAGGAAGUAGAACAUUUGGUAAAGGAACAAUCAGAAACGAAACAACAAUCUGAGAAAGAUUGCUCAACCCUGCGUUCUCAGAUGAGAGCUUUGGAGCUAGAGCUGGAAGAGCAGCUUUCACACAAUCAAGAGCUUGUCCAGCAAGCGGCCGAAAUCCAGGACCUCAAAGAGCAGAUCGUCUCUUUAGAUAAACACUUACGGAAUCAGCGGCAGUUCAUGGAUGAACAGGCAAUCGAAAGAGAACACGAGCGGGAUGAGUUUCAGCAAGAAAUCAGGAAGCUUGAGGAGCAGCUGGAGCAGCAGCAGCCAGCCAAGAGUCAUCCUUGGGGAGAGCCUCACGACAACCAGAGCUUUGAGUUGACUCCUGAGGUUGAAUCUUUACAAAGAAAAUUAAGAGAAAAAAUAGAUGAAUUGAAUGAAUUGGUCAUAAAGAAGGAGCUAACCGAAAGAGAGCUCUCAGCCCAAAAAGAUGAAAUCAGAAACCUGGAAGAUGCAAAUGAAGUAAUCCGAAGAAAAGUUUACUGGCUUGAAGAUGAAUUGGAGAAACAAAAGAAAAUUGGAAAAGAAUUGAAACAGGACAGAGAGGCCUUGCAGGAGCAGCAGAUGAACAACCUGAUCCAGAUUUCCUCAUUACAGUCAAAAUUAGAUGAAGCGAAACAUUUGACACCUGCCCAAGGAAGCCCAAAUGGGGAUGAUCUUAAGGAGCAGUUGGAGGCGGAACAGGCAGCUCUGCUGUUGAAAGAGAAGCAGGUUCUGAGCUUGGAGGAAGAACUAGAACAACUUAAGGACAAGUUGACAAGUAAAAAUAAUGAAAUCCUUCAGCUAAACUUAGAAUUAGCUCUGCAGAACAGCCAGUUCAAUGCCAGCAUCCAAGAGCUUUCUGCAGAAAAUACCGACUUAAAGGCGUUUCUACAAAACAGAGAACAGGAGAUUGUCUCUUUGAAUGAGCAGAUUAAGGGAAGGCAGCACGAGGUAGAGCAUACCGUGGAGCUCAAGGUGAUGGACGAUAGAAGCUCUGAAAUAGAGGAGCUAAAAGCUGUCAUUGAAAAUUUGCGUGAGAACCAAGAACGAUUACGAAAGGAGAAGCUGGAAGAGGCCGAGCAGCUGCACGAAGUCAUUGAGAAGCUUCAGCAGGAACUCUCCCUCCUGGGGCCUGUGGUUCACGAAGUCAGCGACAGCCAGGGCGACUCAGACAGCUCACAGCCCGAGAAUCUGCAGCGAGAGCUCCAGAAGGGCCUCUUCUCCUUUCGGGCCACCGCGCUCGAUGAGGGAGCGAGGGAGCCGGACCCUCAUGUGGAGCAGCUGCGGGACGCCCUGCGGGAGAAGGAGAGCCAGUGCCAGCUGCGGGUGGAAGCCCUCGAGCGGGACCUGCAGAGCGUCCGCGUGGCUUCCACUGAGCGGCUGGGCCUGCUGAGCCACCAGCUGUCUCUGAAGGAGGCGGAGGCCAAGAGGGUGGCCUCGCAGGCCCAGCACUGGCAGGCUGCCUUCCUCGAGAAGGAAGCCGAGGCCGACGCUCUGACCGAGGAGAGGGGCGCCUUCUUGGCCGAGCUGCGCGCCCUGGCAUCGGCCUGCUCGCACCUGAAGAGGGACCUGGAGGGCAAGAGGGCGUGGGGCUCCGGGGAGCCUCCCGAGCUGCAGAUGCUUCGGACUCAGUGUGUCGGCCUGAACCUGAAGCUUCAGGCCCUCAGCCGGAAGCUGGUCACCUACCAGGUGGCACUUGAUCAGCACCAGGCCUGCGGGCCCCAAUGUCAAGUACAGAUCCAGAAGCACCUGAAGGGAGCAGAUGCUCUUGGCACACACGGAGCGCGGGCCCCCAGGCGGCUUCUGUCCGGAGCUCCCGCUCACGAGGCACAUUGGAGCAAUCGGGUCGCUCAAGGAGCCAGCACGGAGGAAGCGCAUGGUCAGGCGGCCAGGCCGUGGCAGCUGGCUGCUGCUACCAAGGGGCAGUGUGGUGAUGGCUGGAGUCUAGUUGAGGAGGCGGCCUUCACCCCCAAAGGCCUGGCAAUCCGCAAGGAGGCAGGUAUCCAGAGGAGGGAAAGUGUGAUCUCGGUCCUGACGGUCUGUCAGAAACAGCUGGAGUCCGAACUCCUCUUUAUGAAAAAGAGGAUGCCGCUGAGUAAAGAGCACGGCAGCCAGCUUUUAGGAGCCCUGAAGAUUCAGCAGAAGCCGAUGGAGGGGGAUCAGCUGCACAAAGGAGACCUGAUGACCCAAGUGAGGCACAUUCUGGAGAAGCUCCAUCGCCUGAUCAAGUCCAUAUCCUCCGUAGACAGAGAUGCCGACGGCGGGAAGCAGCUGCACCUGCCGGGACCGUUGGAGCGUGCUGCGCUGACGAGUCCCUCCCAGAGACCUCACGGGCGGCUCUCACGGAGCGCUCAGGGCCGGUCGGCCACGGACUUGGGCUCUCCCGCCUCGCCAGGGCCAGAAUGCGGCAGUGUCUGUCAGUUGUGGGACUUGGCUGACGAUGCGAAAAGUCACGCUUCUCCGGGAUGGGGCAGACGCCAAUUCCAGUUUGACCAGAGCCCGGACUCUUUCCCGAGCAGCCCGAGGGGAGACCCAGACUAUGCCGAGCCCCUAACUCCCGAGAGCUGCUACUUCGAAGAGCGAGUGGCCGCUUCGAAUGUCCCGGGGCAGGUGAAAAGCCGGGACUCGCCCCCUCCAGAUGGAGGCAGGUUUUCCAGGGAGCCGAGCCAAGAGUCCGCCCAGGGCUCUCCUUGGGAUGGCAGCACCGAGAACGGGUCACAGGUUGACACAGAUGCCCUGGAGACUGUGGAGCAUUUCCGGGACACGAUCCUGGACACGGACGCCUCCUCCCUGGGCUCCCCAGAGCUGGUCCGCAGAGACUCCACGCUGGAGAGCCUGCCCAGCUUCCACCUGACGCCCCUUUCGCACACCGCCGGCCUGCAGAGCCCCGAAGCCGCCUGGCGCUCCUUGGCUCUGCCGGACUCCUCAGGCUACUUGGGCUUGCCUGCUCUCCCGGGGCUGGCAGCCAGCCCUCCGGCCUGUAAGGACAAGUCACAGCCCGAUGCCGGCCAGGACCUCAAGAGCAGAAUUUUGGAAAAAGAUGUUCAGGACAUCAUCCUAACACCAAAGGAUCUGCAAGAAGGCCGACAGUCCAAAACACCCGGCUCAGAAGGGGACGGCCUUGGUGAUGACAUCAGUCGGAUUUCUGAGUUUCCAGACAAACUAAAGCAGGAUUCGUACCGCUCGGGACCUCCACCCUCUCGCCCUGUAGCUCAUCUUCACAAAGCUCAGAAAUCUGGAAUGGUUCAAAGGCCUUUCAAACCAAUGAAGGAUAAAUUAGAAAUGCAGUCCAAGCAGAUGAAGGCGCUCCUGAAGAUGGUCUGUGAUGAGAGCCAGCAGAUCCUGGUCUUAUCCGAAGCUGAAGCUUCUGUCCCGGAUCAGGGCAGCGACCGGCUGCGCACCCCCCCGGACUGCUUUCAGAAGGAGAGGCAGGGCCUGCUGGAGGCCGUGCAGGCCCUCAAAGAGCACCUCUCCCAGGUGUCGUCCCGAGCUGGGGACAAGGAACCUUCGGACCCAGUCUUUGACUGGGGAGAAUUUCUGCAGGCGGUCCAAGAGGUCCUGGAAAAGGAGCGCCACGUGCUCAAAGUAGAGCUGCAGUCGAAGCUCUGCAAUCUGGAGUCUGGAGACGAGCGGUCCCUGCUGGAGAAGCUGGAGGAUGUCGUCAAGGAGCAGGGGGAGCUGCAGAAGAGAACGUUGGAAAACCUGCAUCUGAGUGACCGGAGCAGCCUGCUGUCUGAGAUCCAGGCCCUGCGGGCCCAGCUGCGCAUGACCCACCUGCAGAACCAGGAGAAGCUGCAGCAGCUCUACGAGGCCCUCACCAACGUCGAGGACCAUGGCAGCAAACAGGAGUACCAGUUCCGGAGGCAAAUCGAGUUACUGGAGUAUAAAGUGGAGCAAGAGAAAGGGCUGGUGGGCGAUCUGCAGAAGACUCUGACCAUUGAGCAAGAGAAGGGCAUAGAAACUCAGAAGCUGCUGCUGGCGGCGCAGAGCGCAGCCCAGGGACUCACGGCGCAGAUGGAGGAGUGCAGGCGGGACAAGGAGGCCGUUUCCCAGUCCCUGAGAGACGCCCACAAGGACAUUGCCCACCUGAGAUCUGUGCUGGGCAGCAGAGAGGAAGAUCUGGCGUCUGCCCUGGACGGGCUGCAGGCCGAGAAGCAGAAGGUGGCUGAGCUGCAGGUGCUGCUGGAAGAGGAGCGGCGGCAGAGCGUGCAGAAGGACGAGCUGAGGUCCAAGGCUGUCGAGGAGCUGCAGGCGUCUCUGGAGCAGCAGCGCAGCCAGAACGGGCAGCUGGUGGUGAGCCUCCAGCACGAGCAGGCCGAGAAGGACAACCUGAAGAAGGAGCUCCAGAUCGAGUACUCCCGCUGUGAGGCGCUCCUGUGCCAGGAGCGCAGCCAGGUGGGUGAGCUCCAGCGCAGCCUGGAGGCGGAGAGGGCCCGCUCGGCCGAACUUGGCGAGGCCCUGAGCCACGAGCGCCUGGUCACGGAGCAGCUAAGCAAGCGGGCCGGCGAGGCGAGCUCCCAGAAGGAGGCCCAGCUGCAGCACGCCUUCGUACGCAAGCUGAAGGAGGAGAAGGCGCGCGGCGCCGAGCUGCAGGCCCUGCUGGACGAGGCCCGCCGCCAGGGCCUGGCCGCCCAGAAGCAGCUCGAGCUGGAGGUACAGAUGCACUGUGAGGAGAUGAAGAAGGAGAAAGAGGUGAGUGGGCGGCUGCAGGCCUCGGCGGACGCCCUCCAGAAGCAGAAGCAGGAGCUGCUCUGCUACGUGGACGAGGAGAGGGCCAAGCAGGGCAGGCUGCAGGCCGAGCUAGAGCAGCUGCAGAGCCGGCUGAAGGACGAGGCCGGCAAGGAGGCCAGGAGGGACAAGGAGAGGAGGCACGAGGUGCAAGCGGAGGAGGAGAAGGGCAAGAGAGGCAAGAAGGAGAAGGAGAGGCUGGGCUGGCAGCGCGAGUUGGAGCUGCAGCGUCAGCGAGAUGAGCACAAAAUCCAGCAGCUGCAGCAGACCAUCACCGAGCUCGAGAAGGACAAGGGCUUCGCGGUUAGCCGGACCUGGCAGGAGGCCGGGCCGGGGGUGGCCCUACCCCCCGACGCGGAGAAGCUGCAGGAGCACCAGGAACCGCUUGAGAACGUCCGGCAGCAGCUGCUGCACGCCCUCGGGCUUCUGACCGGCUUCAUGAACCAAACCGUUAACAGGUAGGCCCGGAACGGAGCGGCCAUUUGUGACGGAGGGGCAGGGGUUGGGAGCUUCCUGGUGCAUUGCCAUAUCCAUCCAUACGUGGCAUUUCUGUGUCAC
Sarcophilus harrisii (Tasmanian devil) is the source of this 13407-nucleotide messenger RNA. Its product is annotated as pericentrin. NCBI's taxonomy places the organism in Eukaryota, Metazoa, Chordata, Mammalia, Dasyuromorphia, Dasyuridae. Gene Ontology annotation, biological process: signal transduction. Gene Ontology annotation, molecular function: molecular adaptor activity. The record is from RefSeq and is a predicted model, not a curated record.